This is a messenger RNA of Sceloporus undulatus (fence lizard), 4026 nucleotides long. RefSeq names its product spliceosome associated factor 3, U4/U6 recycling protein (gene SART3). Bases 128 to 2245 code for a protein of 705 amino acids. Gene Ontology annotation, molecular function: RNA binding; protein binding. Gene Ontology annotation, cellular component: cytoplasm; nucleoplasm; ASAP complex. Gene Ontology annotation, biological process: mRNA splicing, via spliceosome. NCBI's taxonomy places the organism in Eukaryota, Metazoa, Chordata, Lepidosauria, Squamata, Phrynosomatidae. The transcript is spliced from 15 exons. The record is from RefSeq and is a predicted model, not a curated record.
UUCCCCACCUUCUUUUUCUCUGUAGCCAGCAGCUGGUGGUGUGCCAUCUCCUGAACAGAAGCAGGCUGUAAGUGCACAGCUUGAAAAGAUCCACACACUCUUUCGGCGCCAGCUGGGAAUCCCCCUGAUGGAUAUGGAAACAACUUUUGCUGAAUACGAAGAGUGGUCCGAGGAGCCAGUCCCAGAAGCAGUGAUAAAAAACUACAGGAAAGCGUUGCAGCAGAUGGAGAAAUAUAAACCCUAUGAAGAGGCCCUGCUGGUAGCUGAGACUCCCAAGUUGGCAGAAUACCAAGGCUACAUUGACUUUGAAACCAAGGCCGGGGAUCCAGCUCGUAUUCAGCUGACAUACGAACGUGCCCUGGCUGACAAUUGCCUUGUGCCAGACCUGUGGGCUCGCUACACUCAGUACCUGGACAGGCAGUUAAAAUUGAAAGAAUUGGUGCUCUCUGCACACGAGCGAGCCAUCAGGAAUUGCCCUUGGACUGUCAAACUGUGGAACCAAUAUCUGCUGGCCAUGGAGAGGCACCAAGUUGAGCAUCAGCUUAUUUCUGAAACCUUUGAGAAAGCCCUGAAUGCUGGCUUUAUUCAGGCUACGGACUAUGUGGAAAUCUGGCAGGCGUACUUGGAUUACCUGAGGAGACGGGUGGAUUUUACUCAAGACUCAAGCAAAGAACUGGAAGAACUUCGAUCUGCCUUUGCCCAGGCAGUCGAGUACCUAAAACAAGAAGUGGAAGAGCGGUUUAGUGAGAGCGGGGACCCUUCCUGCAUCAUCAUGCAGACCUGGGCAAGGAUUGAGGCUCGCCUGUGUAACAACAUGCAGAAGGCACGAGAACUCUGGGACAGCAUCAUGACAAAGGGGAAUGCCAAGUAUGCCAACAUGUGGCUGGAGUACUACAACUUGGAGCGGGCACAUGGCGAUACCCAGCACUGUCGAAAGGCCUUGCACCGGGCUGUGCAGUGCACUAGCGACUACCCAGAGCAUGUCUGUGAGGUGCUGCUCAUGCUGGAAAGAAUAGACGGCACUUUAGAAGAUUGGGAUGCAGCUGUGCAGAAAACAGAAAGCCGCCUUGCUCGAGUCAAUGAGCAAAGAGUCAAGGCUGCUGAGAAGGAGGCUGCUGUCACUGAGCAGCGGAAGCAAUCUCGAGCUGAGAAGCGAGCAGCCAAAAAGGGCAAGAAACCCAAGGCAGGAGACAAGCGCAAAGCAGACGCCGAUGGUGAAUGGGGGCAAGAGGAGGAAGCUGACCAGCCAAUCAAGAGGCGCAAGGGAGAUGGCAGUGGUGAUACACUGGCAGAGGAAGAGGAGGAGGAGGAAGAGGAGGAGGCUGAAGACAUGGAGACAGAAACUGGGCUCUUUGGAAGAAACAUGCCCCCAAAAGCAGAUUCGAAAGCAAAGGAAUCAGCAGCAGGAGCAGCCCCUUCCAAGUGGAAAGAGACGCCCAAAGUCAUCCAUGACAGCGAGAAGGACAAUGUCACAGUCUUUGUCAGCAACCUUUCCUAUAGCAUGACAGAGCCUGGGGCGACGCUGAAGGAGCUCUUCAGCACCUGUGGGGAGGUGGUUGAAGUCCGCCCCAUCUUUAACAACAAAGGGAAUUUCCGGGGCUACAGCUAUGUGGAGUUUAAGGAGGAGAAGGCGGCCCUGGAGGCCCUCAAGCUUGAUCGCCGAAACGUCGAUGGGAGGCUGAUGUUUGUUUCUCCAUGUGUUGAUAAGACCAAGCAUCCAGGUUUCAAGGUCUUCAGGUACAGCACUGCCCUGGAGAAACACAAACUCUUCAUCUCUGGCUUGCCAUUUUCUUAUACGAAGGAGGAACUGGAGGAGCUAUGCAAAGCCCAUGGGAAUGUGAAGGAUGUCCGACUGGUUACAAACCGAGCUGGUAGAUCCAAGGGUAUGGCUUACGUGGAGUUUGAGAAUGAAGCACAGGCCUCUCAAGCAGUGCUGAAAAUGGAUGGCCUGGUGAUCAACGAUUACACCAUUAAGGUGGCCAUCAGCAACCCGCCAGCCCGAAAAUCCGAGAAGGCCGAAGCUGCAGGGAGGGCAUCUCAGCCCAUGGUUCCGCGGCAGAUCUAUGGCGCCCGGGGCAAAGGGAGAACUCAGCUUGCGAUGGUCCCACGGGCUCUGCAGCGUCAGAGCAACUUAGCAGCCAAGGCUGAGAAUGGAACAGCCCAGAAUCCCCCAGCAGCACCAGCCCCAGAGGAGCCCAAGAAGAUGUCCAAUGCUGAUUUUGCCAGGUUGCUUUUAAACAAGUGAAGGGGUCAUGAUGCCCGGUGGGGUGGAGGGAGGGGGGCUGUAGUGCUGCCUUAAAAGCCCCAGCGUGUCCUCAUGGGCCAGCGAAACUGCUGGUGAGCUCCUCAUUGGACUUCCACACUUAUGGAGCUAGACCCAGCAGGGAGAUGUCAGGAUGGAAUGAGUUGCUUUGUUUUGUUUUGCCUCUGAGAAUCCAAGAGGAAAGUUGUUGCAUUUGGGGGGGUUGGGGACCUGGCUAAAAUGGCUUUAAAUGCUCCCUCAUAUUGAGGGAUAAUGUGUUGAGAACUCACUUUUGGGGUUGGGGGCAACACAGCUUUAUGGAGAUUGUUUGUUCUGAAAACCUUGUCAACACAUGAUGUCAAACACAAAGGCUUUUCACUCUUACAUUGGUACAAAUCCCACUGCAGGUAUUUCCAGCUGGAUGCGGGCAGCUUCUCUAACACACUGUACACUUAUAUAUGCAUGAGCCACAUAAUACACAAACCACCAUUGGGAUUUGUGUCACCUCCCCUCUCCUCUUGUAUAAAGUUCUUGUAAACAGCAGAUGCUGUUCACUGUAAUGGCCUAUUUUAGUACUGGGGUGCAAGGGAGUGGUGUCAGCAUUUCUAUUGAACCUAUAUGGACAGUUUGGCUCAAGUUGGUCUUUUUUUUUAAUAUAUCUAUAUUUGUGUAUUUGUAAAUGAUAUGCCAAACUAUUAUUUUUUAAGCUUUGUUUGACACAAUACUAGAGGAAUCACCUAUGAAGGCUUGGAUACAUGAUUUCUGUGGACCAUUUGGCAGUUUUGUUUGCCAAAAACCUGUACCUGUUUAUAUUCUGACCCAGUUUAAUUUCCCUGUAUUGGGAUUUUGUUUUGCUAAAUUCAGAAUUUUCUCUUUCUUUUUGGUUUUGUACAUAGUGUGAAGCGUGAACUUGUUUUUCUUCUGGGUUCAUUAAAGUGCAUUUCUCAAAGUUGUAAAAGUGCAGAAUGCUUUUGGCAGGAGAGACAAUUUGGGUUAGUGGCAAGAAAAGGUCUGUAGCCCAGUAUUGUUUGCCAGUGGGUUUUCUGUUGUGAUGCAGUUUUCCCCCAGACCUAGCUGGAGAUGAUGGGUAGAAAACCUGAGACGCUCUGCAGUAGCUGCUUGCUUUUGUACAAGUGCCCUAGAGCAAAUUAAGCCUGAACACUCACUUGGACUCAGGCUUAUCAUGAGACAGAAAAGGUGAUGAUGCUAUAUAAUGUUGGGGCAAUAGGAAAACAGGGAGACAACUGCCCUGAGUUGGCAAGACCAGAGCAGGGCUGUUGGUGACCCUGCUUGGAGGUUUUUCAUUUGAAGAUUUGCCAUAAGCUGAAGCCAACUUGAUGGCAUAUAAGAAACUCACUGUGGUUCAGCAAAGUGAUUUGUGUCCAUGCCUUCAUUAAAAUACUGCCUCCAACAAACAUCAAAACUCUGCACUCCUGGUCCUUCUGAUGGCCGUAGAACAUGCACUACAGUGCUCAAACUACAACUCCUUAUCUGACAAAGCUGGCUAGAGUUGACCAUGCAGAGGACUACAGGAUCCCUAGCCCCUAAUAGUGAUGUCCUCUAGUAUUCAGAUGAAUAGUAGGAUAUUUUAAGGGCUGAACAUUCAGCCCCCUUAGAGCAGAUGUCAGAAUCAUAUUUAAAUAUGGGUUUAAAAUAAGUGUUUGGCCUUUUGGAAGUAGUGCCUGCACCAAAGACCACAGUCUACCAGCGUAGAAAGAAACGCACAAUGUAAGCAUCUGAAAUUGAUUUUAUCAAGAAUUUGCAUUAAAAAAGACACCAUCUUA